AGAAUCUGAGAGCUGCGAUCAGAGUCAUCUUCUCUGCUGAAUGGAAUUAGUUCAGUUGUACAGCCCUUCAACAAUGAAGUCCAUUCAAGAACAGAAAAUUAAAUGGCUCACUACUUUACUAGUCUUUCUAAUUAUGUUACUUAACAUACACUGACUUUAUAUUAUACAGGAAAUAGAAGAAUUCUGAGAACAAAGAAUGCAGAAAUUGUCUAUAAACCAGACAGGCAGAGGGACCCAGCAGAGACUAGCAAAGGCUAUAAGUCAUCACAUUCCACGGAAACAUCCGGAUGAAACCAGAUGAAAAAGCCCUUCAGCAAUACUCCUAAACAAGCUGGGGCUACUGAACUCAGGAACACAGCAAGUACCCUGAGCCAGAAGUACAAACACAAGGAGGCUCCUACCAGAUUCAUUUUAUUUAUUCGAUGAAGUUAUAUUUGAAAUAUGGCUCACAGUGACUUCCUCUACCCAGAUAACCCAAGGAGAAGGCAAGAAGUCAACCGUCUUCACCAGCAGCUUCUUGACUGCUUAUCUGAUAGCUUCAACGCCACCAAUAAGCUCAUUGGGGUUUUAAACACGCACUUGCGGUGCAGCCUGGCCUCCAUUGAGAUGAAAAGAGAUGGGACCAUCAAGGAAAACUGUGAUAUCAUCAUCCAAGCCAUGAUGGAAAUCCAAAAAGAAUUGCAAAAGGUUGAUGAAGCACUGAAAGAUAAACUAGAGCCAACCCUUUACAGAAAACUUCAGGAUAUUAAAGAAAGGGAAACAGAGAAAAUUGCAAUAGUACAAAAGGUCAUUUCAGUCAUCCUGGGAGAAGCUACUUCUGCAGCCAGUGCAGUGGCUGUCAAACUUGUGGGCUCAAAUGUCACAACUGGCAUAAUUAACAAGUUGGUCACCGUGUUAGCUCAAAUUGGCGCUUCUCUCCUUGGUAGUAUAGGGGUUGCUGUUCUUGGCCUUGGCAUAGAUAUGAUUUUCCGUGCUAUCCUGGGAGCAGUGGAGAAAACACAGCUUCAAGCAGCCAUUAAAAGUUAUGAGAAGCAUCUGGUGGAAUUCAAGUCAGCCUCAGAAAAAUAUCAUCAUGCCAUUACCGAAGUCACCAACAUAGUGAAACACCAAAUGAAAUAAACAGCCACUGUGCCACUUCUGCUUCUCAACAACAGUGUUCUGCUUCUUUGAUUAGGUUCAUUUUCUGUAAGUUUCCAACAUGGACAUAAAUACAGUUAACAACGUGGAAAGAUGGUUUAGAGAUGCUGAAACUAGAUGCCUCUAGAGUUUUGUAUCAACAAUGAAUGCCUAAAUCAGCUGGUGCUAGACCCUGUGAGGUAAAAUUAUAUCCCAGGAUACCUUCUUACACUGCUCUACCAGAUCAACAUUAGGUUUAAUGCUAUUGUAGAAGAGCAGGUGUAAGGGUUACCUUUUCCUUUUCUAAUUCCUCAAAUCUUUAAAAUUUACACUGACUUUUGUUUCCACUACUAGCUUCAGACAUCAUUUAGUUCUAAGGCGAUGUACUUGGUAACUGCUGCCUAGACAAACUGUGACCUUUGAAUGAAAUAGAAAUGCAGCCAUAAUUUUGUUCAUCAGGUUAAAUCUAAUUUUCUAUCAACUGGAAGAGACUGAAAUAUGGUUUUGCAACAAUUCAAUCAUGAAAGAACACAAUGGUUCUUUACCUUCUACUAAUCACACGCUAUAACCUGGAUGGAUUUUUUAAAAGAUAAAAGUUAAGACUAAAAAGAUAAAGACUCUGUUUCUAUAAUGGCAAUCAACCCUGACCAACUGUGGUGUGAUGAUUAAAUAUCCCUCAUGUGAA
Molecule: messenger RNA, 1801 nt
Organism: Leopardus geoffroyi (Geoffroy's cat)
Lineage: Eukaryota; Metazoa; Chordata; Mammalia; Carnivora; Felidae
Gene: SMCO3
Product: single-pass membrane protein with coiled-coil domains 3
Exons: 3
Coding region: 442-1119 (225 amino acids)
Source: RefSeq, a predicted model, not a curated record